Globicephala melas (long-finned pilot whale) is the source of this 6073-nucleotide messenger RNA. It is a transcript of the gene SDSL, whose product is annotated as serine dehydratase like. Gene Ontology annotation, biological process: L-threonine catabolic process; L-serine catabolic process. Gene Ontology annotation, molecular function: threonine deaminase activity; pyridoxal phosphate binding; L-serine ammonia-lyase activity. The record is from RefSeq and is a predicted model, not a curated record. Lineage: Eukaryota; Metazoa; Chordata; Mammalia; Artiodactyla; Delphinidae.
GCCCAGGCAGGCUGGUGGGCAGUGGGCUGGGGCUGAGCUGGUUUGGGGACUGUUGAGAAGGAAGGUCACUCCUGUUUGAAAUUCUGUGGUUCUGUCUCCCCAACUAGACCGUGAGCUCCGGCAAAGCAGGGGCUGCCUCUGACGUGUCCCCUGCUGGGACCCAAAACCUGGAACUGCCUGGCACAUAGCCCUCUAGGUGGUUGCUGGCAUGGAGGGCCCUCUGGCGGAGUGCGCCAAGGGUGAGCACUUCCACAUCGUCACACCUCUGCUGGAGAGCUGGGCACUGUCCCAGGUGGUGGGCAUGCCUGUCUUCCUCAAGUAUGAGAACGUGCAGCCGACUGGCUCCUUCAAGAUCCGUGGCAUUGGACGUUUCUGCCAGGAGGUGGCCAAAAAGGGAUGCAGACACCUGGUGUGCUCCUCAGGGGGUAACGCAGGCAUCGCUGCCGCUUACGCUGCUCGGAAGCUGGGCAUCCCAGCCACCAUUGUGCUCCCCGAGGGCACCUCUCUGCAGGUGGUGAGCAGGCUGCAGGGGGAGGGGGCCGAAGUUCAGCUGACGGGAAAGGUCUGGGACGAGGCCAAUCUAAGGGCACAAGAGUUGGCCAAGAAGGACGGCUGGGUGAACAUCCACCCGUUUGACCACCCCCUGAUAUGGGAAGGCCACGGGAGCCUGGUGCGGGAGCUGAAGGCAGUGCUGGGGACCCCACCGGGUGCCCUGGUGCUGGCAGUGGGGGGCGGAGGCCUCCUGGCCGGGGUGUCAGCUGGUCUGGCGGAGGUGGGCUGGCAGCACGUGCCCAUAAUUGCCAUGGAGACCCAAGGGGCACACUGUUUCAAUGCGGCCGUUAAGGCAGGCAGGCUGGUGACACUGCCGGACAUCACCAGUGUAGCCAAGUGCCUGGGUGCCAGGACGGUGGCUGCACAGGCCCUGGCGUGUACGAAGGAGUUCAAGGUCUUCUCUGAGGUGGUGGAGGAUGUUGAGGCCGUGAGCGCUGUGCAGCGGUUCCUGGACGAUGAGCGAAUGUUGGUGGAGCCUGCCUGCGGGGCAGCCUUAGCCGCCAUCUACUCAGGCCUCCUGGGGAGGCUCCAGGCUGAGGGCCGCCUGCACCCUUCCCCGGCCUCAGUCGUGGUCAUCGUGUGUGGAGGCAACAACAUUGACAGUGGAGAGCUACAGGCUCUGAAAGCCCAGCUGGGCCAGGGCUGAGGGCUCCUGGUUUAGGAGGGCCGGCUGGUCCCUAGUGAUCCCCAAGAGGCUCCUGGACACCCCUGGAGGGGGUUGCUGGCUGAGGGGCCUCUGUGCUCAUGGAUGGCAGUGGCAGCUGCCCUGUGCUGCUACGCUGGCUGCCUCCUGCAGGAAGCCCUCCUGAACUCCCUUUGGCUUCCCUGCAGCUCUGGCCAAUAAACCCUUUCUGAGUUGGGCGUGUAACUCCAGCAGGUCCAUUUUUUCCGCCUCCAUGAACUCAGAGAAAGCACACAGCAGCCUGAUGCCAGUGCUCUGAUGAAGUGACUCUCUUCACAUGACACAGCUUGUGCAACAAAGCCAAGAAUUCAGAACUCCGGUUCCUAAGGGAAUCCGGCCAUGCUGAGCUCCUAACCGGGCUUCCCUUCCCUGGCGGACCUGCUCAGGAAGGGGAGGGGGACAUUCUGUCACUUCUCAGGCCUGGGCUGGUAGGACAAUAUUACCAAUCUUUAUCAAGUGCUUGUCAUGGGCCAGAAAUGCUUCUAAGAACUUUCUAUUCCUUGGCUUCUUUAACGUUCACAAAGGCACUAUGAAGUAGAAACCAUUAUUAUCGUCCCUGUUCUACAGAUGGGGACACUGAGGCAUGGAAAGGUGACAUAACUCACUCGAGGUCACACAGGCUGGAAUGUAGCCCGGCCAGUUUCAAACCCUGUGAUUUUCGACAUGACUCUGUAUUUCUUGGACCUCCGCCUUCUUUGUGUGGUGGGACAUUGGAGAAGGAGGUAGGGCCUCCAGGUCGGUCUGGACACAAGGAGGGUGGACACUGGUCCUGAAACUGGGCACCUGCAGCCCCUGGGAAGGAUCUCUUCAGAAACCGAGAGAAAAGUAGAAUCCUUUGUGGCCACCAGGGGGCAGCAAACUGUCUCCAAUGGGGAAGCCCGGCUCCAGGCAGGUGAGACCUGCCCCAGGGUCUUCCUUGACUCUACCCAGCCGGGGAGUGCUGAGGUCCCAGAGGCGAAUGGGCCCGCACAGUCUGGGCAUGGGGGGAGCCCUAUCCAACCCCUCCCAGCGCUGCAGGAAACAAGGCUCAGAGAGGGUGGGGGCCACCCUGUGUCACAGCCCAUGGCAGAACCCAGCUUCCGGCUCCCGCUGAGGGGCUGCCUCAUGAGGGCUGUGUGACCUUGGGCAAGUGCCUUCUCCUCUCUGGGCCUCAGGCUGCCCCUCUGUGCUGGAGGAGGCCCACUUGCUGCUUCCCACCUCCUUUCCUGUGGCCAAACUGUUCCCUCCACCAGGUGUGGCUGAGGAUUUGAGAGCAGCAGUGGCCUCCCUCUGCUUCUCCCGCUGCUUCGGUUUCAUCCUCCCUUUGACCGUAGACGUCCACCUCGGUUGCCAAGGUUGUCCCUCCAAAAGGCUCCAGGACCCAGCCCUAUGUCCUUGUGGGUUCCUGGAAUAGACACUGAGCGCUCCAGAGCGGGACACAGCCAGGCUUGAGCCUGAACUUUGCUCCUACUCACUACCACAGUGACCUUGAGUAAAUGAUGGUCUGGUUCAGUACCUCAGUGUUCUAAUUAGUAAAAUGGGUUGUUUGCAGAUUCCGCCUAGGACCCGGCACAGGUGUCGUCUUUCAGUAACUGCUAGUUCUUACCAUUUCCUGAGUGUUCCUCCUGCAACAGUGAGGGGUGCAGAGGAACUAGUAGUUAUUCUUGUGUUGAGCACCUACUGUGUGCUUCGGGUCUCAGCAGUCAUUUCAGUUAAUCCUGCAGUAACCUAUGUGGUAGAUACUAUUAUAAUCUUCAUGUUUGCAAAUGAGGAAACUGAGGCACAGAGCAGUCAAGCACUUACUCCAAGUCACACAGCUGAACUGGAACGCUGCUAUGCAAACACCUGGACUUGUGCCUCUAACCACGACUGCUCUCCUACCACCUUUCCUUUGCUUAAGCCAUGCCUCCUGCAUGCCAUGCCCUCUACGCUUCUAAAUCCUACACAUUCUUCGAAGCUCAGUGUAAAGGCAGCCUCCUCCCUGAAGCCCCUGGGAUUGCUUCAGCCAGAGACCGUCUCCCCAACCCCACACUCCUCCAGGUGAGUGGCAGAGCCCGUCUCCACUCCAGGUGCUCUGUCUCCCACUCAGGCUUCCUGUCCUUGGCUGCACUCUUGGGAGACCUUUCAGCUGCCAUUUGCUCCUCUCCUGGUCUCGGCAAGCUUGAGAUAAGAACCCGAGGGGCCUGUUGACCCUGUUCAGAUAACACAUGUCAAUUACCUUGGAGUAGCCCUUCCUGGUUGACAUCCAAGGAAUGCCAAGGGCAGGGCAGAGGCACAGGGAGAGAGCAGGACGUGGAUGGUUGAAGCUGAGGUGAUGGUUGUUAUGACCUGAUGUAGCAGGAUGGGCACUGGAGCUGAGAAACUAUUGCCAUUCUGCCUUUGCCCUCCUGGACCACUCAGUGGGGGAAAUGGGGAGCCUAUGAAGAGCGUCCUGGGAGCACGAGAUUUUCUGUAUUGGUCCAGGGCUCUGUGGAGAGCACUGAACACUGGGUCACCAGGUGUGUGUACCUGCCUGAGAUACACCCAGCUUCCCCAUCCCAGCUGGGGCCCCUCUCCUGGGAGGGGGGGCCCUUUGGUUCCCUGUGGGUUCUACCAGCCGAGGUUCCCUCUGUCUUCUCAUCAGGUGGACUCUAAAACCCCUGCCUCCAGAGGCUGCCUCCGUCUAGUCCUUCACUCCAGCCUUAAGCCAAGGUGACGGUUGAAAUCCAGCCUUUGGUUGGCAAAGGGGGUGUUUUUACCCCAGAGCUGGCCCCAGGCAUGGCAGGGGCAUGGGAAGGCGGACCAGGGUUAUGCCACUGCUGCUCUCCUUUCUCCAGCCUGGGCAAGAGCCCAGUACAAAGCAGAUACGUGCUCCAGUACCUUCAGAGAAGGGUCUGACCCUCAGUUGUGGACACGAUGACUCAGACUGGCUUUAUGUCCCAAGUCAUCUGUGCAUGGCUGUGUGCUUUUGUACCUGUGGGCAUGCAUGUAUGUUUGUGUCCAUGUGUGGGAGAGUGCAUGCACUCAUGUAUUUAUGAGGCAACACUUGCAAUUCAUUGAAGGAUUUCCCUCAAACCGUGUAGAGCUUCACAUUUUUGCACUUGGGACUUAUAAUCCAGUCACUAGCCAGGCAUCAAACUCAGAUGUAUACGAUGAGGCAGGUUGGGGGCUAGACAUUAGGGAGUGGUGGGGAUUGGAGCAAACGGGGAAGCUCCUAUUCUGCCUAAAGGAGGUGGCCACUGCUCAAGUUUAUCCAAUAGCAGGUCCAGCAUAACAGAUCCCCUAAUUGCUUGGUGUUAGCUCAGAUUCAAAGCAAUUUAGGAAAAGCCUGCAUAUUUAUAAAAAGGCUCUGGACAGGUCCUGCAGGGAAGGAGGAGGAACCUGUGACCCCAACCUCAGCCAAUCCAAGCACUGCAUUCUCUCUGGCCAUGGUGACUGGUUCAGGGCAGGCCCAGGAGCCAAACUGUCCAAUCAGAGCAGCUCUCAGGAUGUGAGCUGGGAAUUGUUUGGCAAAUUCUGGAGACAUGUUUGAUUGCCACAACUGGGUUGGGGGAGCGUGCCCCUGGCACCAGGUGGAUGAGGUCCAGGGAAGUUGCCCGACACCCUACAAUGCACAGGAUGGCCCCCACGGCAAGGAGUAACUGGACCUUAGAGCAGUAGAGCCAAGGUUGGGAAACCCUGUGUUAGGCAAAUCUCAUCUCUUCUGGACCUUUUUCUUGGGAGGGGGGAGGUGUCUCUGGAUUAUUUCUAUUUGUGUAUUCCCGGGAGAUGGCAUGCUGUUUUAAUUGUUAUCACUUUAUCAAGCAACUACUCAAUGCCUGGGAGGAGUCCCUGUCUUACACAUGAAGAAAGGGAUGCUGAGAGAGAGGCAGAACCCAGGCCCACUCCAGAGUCAAGGACCCUAAUUACCAUAACAGCCAGAGUAGCCAGGGGUUCCACAGUGGAGGAAAGGAGGCAGGUGGAACCCCGGUCCGCCCCCUGUAGAACCUGGUUCGCUGAGCUGUGAUGACGGGCAGGUAGUGAACCCAAUGAGGCAACGCAUCUCACCAAGUCCCUAAACCCACUGGACUGCUUUUUUUUUAAAAAAAAGUUUAUUUAUUUAUUUGGCAAGCCGGGUCUUAGCUGCGACUUGCCAGCUCCUUAGUUGUGGCAGGCGGGCUCCUUAAUUGUGGCAUGCGAACUCUUAGUUGCAGCAUGUGGGAUCUACUUCCCUGACCAGGGAUUAAACCCGGGCCCCCUGCAUUGGGAGCGUGGAGUCUUAACCACUGUGCCACCAGGGAAGUCCCUGGACUGCUCUGAAGAAGAAACUUCUGGAAAAUUUAAAUGAUCCCACCAACACCUCACCAGGGUAGCGGCUGAAUUUACGGAAUCCGUUUACAGAAGCUCUUUAUAUGAAGCUGGGGUUAUUGAUCCUAGUUUAUAGCAGAAGAAACAGGUUUAGAGAAGCAGCGCCAGGAGCCUCCAGUCACACAGCGGGUUGAUCUGUUUCCUAAGUGUCUUAACCUUUUGGUUAGUUGAGAUAGGAUGGUUAAGAAAGCUUCUUUGAAAAGGUGACAUUUGAGCUGAGGACUGAAGGAAAUGAAGGUGUAUGUGGGGGUGUAUGGGGGAAGAGCAGAGGGAACAGCAUGUGCAAAGGUCCUGAGGUGGGAGCCUGUGAGGAGGCCACUGUGAAUGCAGAGGGAAGGGCAAGGGAGAGAAAGUAGAUGAUGGUGGAAGAUGGACAGGGAGGUAAGGAGUGUGCAUGGGUGGAGGGAAGGGCCACCAGAUCACGAAAGGCCUUGUGGGCUGUGGUCAGUACUUUGGUGUUUACUCUGAGGACGAUGAAGAGCCCUAGGGGAGUGGAGCAUGAGACCAUAUCCCUGCCUCCCGUCUCCCUCCGCU